GCUGGCCGAAGGAUAGCGGGAAAUGAGGUGGAUGAAUUGCUAUCACUUGCUACGCGCCGCCAGGCCAUGGGCAAGCAUGAACCCCGUUACUUAUAACUCUCAUGACUCCACCCACCCCAACUAAGCACACAAGCCUGAAAGCCUCUGUGUGUUCGCUUUCAUGGCUUGUAAAUGAGAAAGCCCACGCUCCUUUUCCUCACCCUCCUCCACCGCCACCACCUUAAACCCUUCUCUUCAGCCGCUCCUCUUCCCCAACAACCCUACCCUGAUCACCACCACUCGGAUCUCCCUUCCAAGCUCUUCCCCAUCCUCUCCAACCCAAAAUGGCGAAAACACCCUUCUUUUAAAACCCUAAUCCGUCACCUCACCUCAUCCACUCUCUCCUCCCUCUUCUCCCUCGACCUCCAUCCACUCACCGCCCUCAACUUCUUCCGAUGGAUCCUCAAAAACCACCGCGCUUUCGUCCCCACUCCCCAUUCCUACCAUGCUCUCCUUCUCAUCCUCGUCCGUAACCGCCACCUCCAAGCCGCCGAGAAUGUCCGCAACUCCAUGAUCAAGACCUGCUCUUCGCCACACGACGCAAGGUUCGUCCUCAACUCUCUUCGCCAAUUACACAAUUAUGCAACUGGUGAUGGGAAUUCAGGGUUUAGGCUCUCUGUUACUUCCUAUAAUAGGCUCCUUAUGUGCUUGUCGCGUUUCGCUAUGAUCGAUGAAAUGAAUGGUUUGUGUAGCGAAAUGAUUUUCGACAAUGAUGAGGUUUUGCCUAAUUUGAUUACAUUCAAUACUAUGCUGAAUGCGUAUUGCAAAUUGGGGAACAUGAUUUUGGGGGAAAUAUGGUUUUCUAGGCUGUUAAGAGGUGGCUUUGUUCCUGAUUCAUUUACAUAUACUUCAUUGAUAUUGGGUUACUGUGAAAAUAGAGACGUGGAGAAGGCUUAUAGGGUGUUUAGGCUUAUGCCGAAUAUGGGGUGCCGGAGGGAUGAGGUCUCGUAUACUACUAUGAUACACGGUCUUUGUGAAGCUGGGCGACUUGAUGAAGCUCUCAUGUUGUUCGCACAAAUGAAGGAGGAGCAUUGCGUUCCCACAGUUCGGACUUAUACUGUGCUCAUUGGUGCUUUAUUUGAGUCUGGUAAGGAACCGGAAGCGCUGCAUCUAUUUGAGGAGAUGGUAAACAGAGGUUGCGAGCCAAAUGUUUAUACCUACACUGUGUUGAUUGACUACUUCUGUAAGGGAGGCAGAAUGGAUGAGGCGAUGACAAGAUUGAAUGAAAUGCUCGAGAAAAGGUUGGCGCCCACUGUUGUGCCUUACAAUGCCUUGAUUGCUGGGUAUUGUCUAUGGGGAAUGAUGGAGGAAGCAAUGGGUAUUCUGCGUCUUAUGGAGUCAAAUAAAGUUCGUCCAAAUGCUCGGACAUUUAAUGAACUGAUUUGUGGAUAUUGCAGGAGCAAAAGCAUGGACAGGGCAAUGGGACUACUUAAUAAAAUGGUUGCAACUAAGCUGUCACCUAACCUCAUUACAUAUAACACAUUAAUUUAUGGGCUGUGUAAAGCAGGUAUAGUGGAUAGUGCCAGUCGGUUGAUUCACUUGAUGGUCAAGGAUGGCUUAAGCCCUGAUCAUCGGACUUUGAGUGCGUAUAUAGACUGUCUCUGUAGAAUGGGUAGAGUUGAAGCAGCUCAUCAGGUUUUUGAGUCCAUGAGGGAAAAACAUAUUGAAGCAAAUGAACAUAUAUAUACAGUCUUGAUUGAUGGGUACUGCAAAGCUGGUAAAAUUGAAGAUGCCCAUUUGUUGUUCAAAGAUAUGCUUGCUGAGGAAUGCUUGCCCAAUUCAAUCACUUUCAAUGCAUUGAUAGAUGGGUUGCGGAAGGAUGGAAAAAUGCAAGAUGCAUUGUCAUUGGUGGAAGAAAUGGUAAACCACGACACAAAGCCCACUGUUUACACCUAUACAAUGCUAAUUGAGGAAAUGUUGAAGGAAGGAAACUUUGAUCGAGCUAAUAGAACUCUUGCCCAAAUGAUCUCUUCUGGAUGUCAACCUAAUGUGGUCACGUACACAGCAUUCAUUAAGUCACUUUGCAGUCAAGGAAGAUUACAGGAUGCUGAGGAUAUGGUGGUCAAGAUUAAAACCGAAGGCAUAUUGCUAGACUCCUUUGUCUAUGAUUUAUUAAUUAAUGCAUACGGAUGUAUGGGACAACUAGACAGUGCCUUUGAUGUUCUCAAGCGCAUGUUUGCUGAUGGUUGUGAGCCUUCUCGUCAAACCUAUUCCAUCCUAAUGAAGUAUCUACUAAAUGAUAAACAUAAGAAGGAAGGCAAGAAUGUUGUGGGAGUUGAUUUAAGUUCAAUCAAUAUCUCAAAUGAUAAUGCAGAUUUGUGGAAAAUAGUCGAUUUUGAAAUUAUAAAUGUACUCUUUGAGAAAAUGGUUCAAUAUGGUUGUGUACCCAAUGUAAACACAUACAGCAAGCUUAUCAAAGGACUCUGCAAAGUAGAAAGCUUUGAUUUAGCCUUUAGAUUGUUAAAUCAUAUGACGGAAAGAGGAAUCUCUCCCUCCGAGAAUAUUCAUAACUCACUUCUAAGUGGUUACUGCAAGUUGGGAAAGUAUGAGGAAGCAGUGAGAUUGCUAGAUUCUAUGAUGGAGAGUAGCCAUUUAGCACAUCUGCAAUCUUGUAAGCUUCUCAUUUGUGGGCUUGUUGAACAAGGAAACAGUGAUAAGGCUGAGGCAGUUUUUACUAGUUUGAUACGCUGUGGGUAUUACAAUGAUGAAGUGGCUUGGAAAGUUCUAAUUGAUGGUUUAAUCAAGAGGGGAUCUGUUGAUCAAAGCUCUAAAUUGCUGAACAUCAUGCUGAAGAAUGGAUGCCGCUUACAUCCCGAGACAUACUCUAUGUCAACGCUGGAACAAAAUGAAGAGUAAUUCUGUAAUGCAUGAUUGAAGAUUUGGGUUCGUGGCUUCCUGUUGAACUUCUAGUUGAAGACUGGCCAGAAUGAUAUAGAUAUAACCUGAACCUUUGUAAUAUCAGAAGUGAGCUGUGAAUGGCUUUGUUGCACAAAUGUGGUAACUGUUCACAGUCCAAACCCAUCAUAACUGACAAUCACACUGUCUGAGAGCAUCAGCAAUGGGUCAAGA
This is a messenger RNA of Arachis ipaensis, 3108 nucleotides long. RefSeq lists its product as uncharacterized. The record is from RefSeq and is a predicted model, not a curated record. NCBI's taxonomy places the organism in Eukaryota, Viridiplantae, Streptophyta, Magnoliopsida, Fabales, Fabaceae. Gene Ontology annotation, molecular function: mRNA binding; protein binding.